ACUCAAGCAAUUCUGCACUUAAUCAAAGAAUAUUACUACGAGAUUAUAUCUUUCUGAUCCACGUUACGUUCUUGGUCCGCCAUCUGAUCGGGUUAAUCCCACCAUUGGUGCUUUCAUUGAGAGAUAACUGUGAGAUAAAACUGUGAGAUUAUGGCCGGACGAAGGACGAGACGUAACGCUGCUGCUUCUGCCCAAUCGACGGUGAGGAGUGACAACCCUGAACAGGGCAUGAUCAUUCCUAUCAAUGGGUUGGAGACGACGUUGAAUAAUGUGGCUAACAUGAUGGCCAACAUUAUGGAACGGUUGGAUAAGGCUCUCCCUUGUCCAUCCGGUACCCGGGACAUCCCUACCGGGCAACCCCGCCAGGUCCUGCGUACUGCGAGUUCUCCCAUCCUCCAGGAGCUUCAUGAUCCGGAGGAGGUCGAGAGGGUGAGACAGGCCGUCGCUAGACGUCGGGCGGAAGAGUUGGUCCGGAAUAGUAAGUUGAAUGGAGACUGGGCCAAGGCUGCAAGCCAAGUCGUCGGCAAUGGAAACGGAAACCCGCGGGGAACUGUCUUUGAAAGGAUAUCUCACCAGAAGGCUCACGUUGGUGAGAGGCUGGGGAAGAAUCCGGACAAGGCACCCCAGGGUUGGGUACGACCCCAGGCCAGCCAGGUGGCAUCUUCUAACCGCGAACCCCGACAGCGAAUGAGCCGCGAUGGGAGCCAAGCUCCGGUCCGGUCAUUGGUGGUUCUGGAUGAGGACGAAGUUCAAAGCCAAGUCAGGGUCCCAGCACCACAGCGCCUGGGGCCGCCGGUACCGGAAGCAGGUGAAUUCCAGGAUCUGAGGCAGCAGAUCCAGGAGAUGCAGAGGAAGAUAAACAGGGGACGAACAGUCGAUAGCAAGGUUGCAGAUUGGGUCAACAACAUUCCUGCUGGAUCGAUCCGGACAUGGGAUGAACUGGGAUUGCGGUUCUUGGAGCAUUUUGCCGGGAACUGCCGUCCCAAGAAGCAUUUCACUCAUCUGGCUUCAGUGCGGCAGAAGCACGGAGAAUCCUUGAAGAAUUUCCUUAUCCGAUGGAGAAAAGAGUCCAGGGAGGUUGAAGGAACCGAUGACAAAUCCAGGCUGGCCAUGUUCACGGCGGCAUUACAAGACGGACUCCUUCACACCGAUCUUACAACUCAUCCCCCUGAUACCUUCGAAGAAGAAAUGGUCCGAGCCGGGAGGUAUGUGACCCUGGAGGAGAGAAAGGAGGAGAAGAAAGAGAAGACUCCUAAAGAAGAAGAGAAGGCGGGAAAUAAGAAGCCGUUCAAGAGCAGGAAGCAGGGUUUCCCGGAUGGCCCAAAGGGCACAAGCCCUGGGACCUCGGAGAAGCACAAAUCUGCCAAUCCAGUCUUCACGUUGCCGGUGGCUGAGGUCAUGGCCCAUGCUGCAUAGCAGGGACUCAUGACUUAUCCAACCUAUUCUCAGAAGGUCUGCAAUGUGGAGAACACUGGAAAAUGGUGUGCUUAUCAUCGCAAGAAUGAUCACAACACAGAGGAUUGCUAUACCCUGAAGAAUGAGAUGGUGAGGCUAAUCCUCCGUGGCCAUCUAAAGAAGUUUGUAGAAGAUGGUGACGCGGGAAAUCCCGGGAA
This is a messenger RNA of Cuscuta campestris, 1613 nucleotides long. The record is from the annotation of a GenBank genome assembly. Lineage: Eukaryota; Viridiplantae; Streptophyta; Magnoliopsida; Solanales; Convolvulaceae.